Molecule: messenger RNA, 2769 nt
Organism: Girardinichthys multiradiatus
Lineage: Eukaryota; Metazoa; Chordata; Actinopteri; Cyprinodontiformes; Goodeidae
Product: glial cell line-derived neurotrophic factor-like
Exons: 2
Coding region: 703-1491 (262 amino acids)
Biological process (GO): peripheral nervous system development; negative regulation of neuron apoptotic process; positive regulation of branching involved in ureteric bud morphogenesis
Molecular function (GO): glial cell-derived neurotrophic factor receptor binding; growth factor activity; receptor tyrosine kinase binding
Source: RefSeq, a predicted model, not a curated record
UCUUAGUCAGCUAUAACAGUUACAAAAUGUUACACUGAAAGUUUUGAAAAAACUCUUAUAUGGCCUGUUGUGUGCGUGUAAGGUUGUUAGAAGUAAUCAAUGUGUGUCAUCUGGACACAACGUACUAAAAUGAUCCCCUACUGGCUGCUUAAAAACACGUUUCAACACAUGUGCCAACAUCUGGAGAGUUAGGAUGGGAAACCUCGUUCUCUCUUUCGGACAUCUGAGUUCACAGACAGAAACUUUCCCAAAACAUAACUCCACUACCAGGACCAGUUCUGGGUCCCUGGGUCAGCCUUGGAUCUGCACGCCAGCCCUCUGAGUAGUCUGCACGGGGAGGAGACAGAAACGAAAAACGGAUGAAGGACCACUAGACGUCAGCACCUCUCCACAACUUUCCAGCUUCUGUUGGCGUCCAGCUCGGUCUGGAUCGAUGUUCAAUGGGAUGGACUGAAAUCAGCUGGGCUGCUCUCUGAAAAAGAUUCGCCUGCUCAACGAAAACCUGUGUGGGAGACUGCAAACGAGCCUUGUGUGUUGUUUUUCUAACCCAUGUUGCUAAUAAAAUCUGAAGCAGCUUGGUGUUCUGGAUACACCAAGAUCUUCUUCUUCACCUUCAAACCUUUUUUGUUGUUUUUCAUCAAGUGAUAGAUUACUCUCGGAUUUCACAUCGCGCCAUGUCCUUCUGUCGGACUGAAGUGGACCAUGAAGUUAUGGGAUAGUCUGACCACCUGUUUGAUUCUGCUCAGCGCAGUGGGGCCCAGCUCGCUGCUCCGGAGCAGACAUCACCGAUUGUCCGCAGAGAGAAGAGAGGGAGCGCCGGAGAGUCCCCUGGAGGUCCCGCCGGUUCAGAUCCUUCUGUCCGUCAUCUCACCGAAUAUAAUCCGAGCACAGACAGCAGGCAAACUGGACACAGGAGGAGAAAAAUACAACUUGGAGGAAAUCAUCCAAAGUGAUAAAAAUGUCAUGGACUUUAUCAAAACAGUGAUCAGUAGAGUCCGUCGCUCCUCCUCUGCUGAGCCUUCAUCUACCUACUUCUCAUUCUCUUCCCACCUUAGCGAAAACUGGAGCAGCAGGACUCAACUCAGAAGGGAAAGGAAGAAGGGAGCAAAGCUGAAGAGAGGAGAAGAGAAGAGGAAAGAAAAUAAAGAAGAAGAAAUGACCAGGAAGAGUGUAAGAGGAGGUGGCAGUGGACGAGGACCAGGCUGCGUGCUUAGACAGAUUCAUCUGAAUGUAACAGACCUCGGCCUAGGUUACAGCUCCAGUGAGGAAAUGAUAUUCAAAUACUGCUCAGGACCCUGCAGAAAGUCAGAAACCAACUACGACAAAAUCCUUUUCAACCUGGUCAACAAAAGGAAGCUCUCCACCAAAGACAUGCCCCUGCAGGCUUGCUGUCGGCCAAUCGCGUUUGACGAUGAUCUCUCGUUUCUGGAUGACAACCUCAUUUACCACAUCAUGAGGAAACACUCUGCCAGAAAAUGUGGCUGUGUGUAGAAGGAUCUGGAGUGGGCAAAACUUCCUUUCAGUCUUUUUAGGUGACUGUGUGGCUGUGACUGCAUGGUACAGUAAUCAUAGCGCCACAAACAUAAAAACUGCUUUUGAAAACUUUAAAAAUUUUGAAAUAGGCUUCUUCAGGACACCAGUUACAUAAGGAAGUGUUAUUUUCACCACUAAAAUGCACACAUUAAGUGCAUUCAUUUAUAUUUUUGAAUUAAUUGAUAUUUAUUGAUGCGCUCAUAGAACAAACAAUGGACAAAACAGUAAAAGUAACAAUCCUAGCAAUGCAGCCAGUUGUUAGAGAUUUCAAACAUCAUUAUUUGAAAUUUAGCGUUUUUCGCGAUAAACAUUGAAAAAUAUGAUACAAGUCCAUCCUUAAUCCAGCAACUGAAUUUGUUUCAUUUGGAAAAAGAUGUUGAGUGUUUUUUUUUCUUUACAUUUUAUGUGAAAACUGUACUGCAUAGUGUAAUUGUGAAUGAACCUAAACGGGACAAUAUUUACGUGUUCUUUUUUAAUGAUUCACUUCUGUUCAACCUCAUCUUCAGCAAAGAAAAUGCAUCAUUUUUUACUAUACCUACAGAUAUCUAUCCUGACUAUAAGAAAGAACUGCUUUGCAAUUAUACCCUCUGGAAUAUGUUAGUCACAUAUGAAAUUUAAUUUAUGAAAUGCAAAAUGUUUUAAAUUAUUAGUAUUUAUUACACUUUUAUAAAGGAAUAAAUGUUAUUUAUUGCCAUAUGGGCAUAUUUCAGAAUCUGCUAAAUGUUACGUCAAGCAGAUUAUGAGUUUAUGCAUUGGGAAGAGAUGUUUAAGGUUCUUUGUGAACCUCCUGAAAAGUCAAGUGAGGAUGCAGUGUUUCUCUUUCCUGCAUUUGCAUCCAUCAGUUAUAGUUAUAUAGAACGCAGAAUCAUCCAGACAAAGGACACAAAUAUGUGAUAUUUGUUUAUUUUUACAUGUUCAAUAAUAAAGUAAAGACACAUGUUUAAAUGAAACAAAGACCGCCCAAGUCUGCUUUUGAAUAAAAGUUGCUGGAUGUUUGUGGUCCUCUUUACAAUGAAGUUAAGAUGAAAGUAAAAAAAAAAAAAAUUGUUAAAACAGACAAAUACUUUGUUUUGUACCUAAAGAUUCCAAAUUAUUGUUAAGAAGAUUUUAAUGGGUCAAUGAAAGUGUUGCCCUCAUUUGUGUCCAAAUUUGUAUCAUUCCAGGGAUCACAAAUGGCCUGUGGGCCACACUUUGGACCCCCCUGCCAUAAAAUAAAUGCAUCGUUAAUAUCUGAAA